AUGCUUGCCCCAGCUGAGAUUGACAAGAUCUCCAAGGACCUCAAAGACGAAGUGGAGGGCAGCCACCAGAAACGCGGGCGAAAGCCCAAACAAGGUCAAGAAGGUGCUGAAGAAAAGAAGGAGUCCGCUUUGAAGAAGUUGACACUACAGAAUGAUGACAAGACAAAGGCAAAAGAAAAGGCAAAGACUUCCAAAGGAAAGAAAAAGCCUGCAAAGGAAGAUGACGAAGAAAAUGCUCUGGAUUCAGAGGAAGAUCUUUCGUCAGGUUGUCCUGACAAGUCUGACUCUGAGGAUACCAUGUGUCUCGAUGGUGACAAGGUGAAACAUCGCAACCCUCCAGCGCCAAGAUCAACCCAAAAAGAUGUGAAGGACACCGUGAAGAAAGGCAAAGCAGAAGGAAAAGAAAAGACAGAGAAGCAUGUGACAGGAGCUGAGGGAAAGGGCGCUACGACCAGCAGUGCCAGCGCUGCCACCAGGCUUCGUGACUUUUUGAAGAAGGGUGAGAAGAAGGAUAAAGAGCCGAGGAAUAAGAAGGAGGCAAAGGCGAAAGCAAAAGCGAAAGCGAAAGGAAGAGCCACAAAGAAGGAAGCAGACAAGAAGGAAAAUGAGACUGAGGAUGAAAGCGAGGAUUCGGAUGAAAAGCCAUGCAGGCCAAGAAAGUCGGGAAAGGCAAAGAGUGCUGUGAAGCCAAAGGCGCGGAAGGCAGAGAAGAAGACAAAGGAAGAAGAUCAAGUGGAUGACCUCACAGAAAGCUCUGAGGAAGAAAAGGUGGUGAAGAAGGUGAAGAAGGCAAGCGAAGCAAAGAAGGACAACCAGAGGAAAAAUGCAAGAGAAGCAGAGCCAAAAACCAAAAACUUGCAAGUGAAGAAGACGAGCCAUGCAAAGAAUGCAGAUCCGAAGGAGGAGGAAGAAGGAGAACCAAACAAGAGACGAGUGGAGAAGAAGACAGAUGGCAACAAACUAGAGGGGUCUGCAAAGCUUCGCAAGCUGCUGGAAGAGACACCUGCCAAGCCAAGAGUCAGACAAGAGCCAAAAAAGAAGACAAAGGCGAAGAAGCCAGAACCUUCCGAAGAUUGUCCAAGCGAGAGCGACGAGGAUGAGGAUGAAGAGGAAGAAAAUCCCACAGUGGCAGAUCGAAAAAAGAGUCAGAAGAAAGAUGAUGAUGAUGAUGAUGAUGGGCCGGAAGGUUCUGCUGAACAUGGGCGCAAGCGCAAGGCAAAGGCACCCCGACGACAGCCUGCACUCAGAAGCUCCAGGAACCACCCAAUGGCAAAGAGGGCAGAAAAGACAAAGACCACCAAGGGAAGAACAAACAAGAAGGCAGAGCAGCAGCAUAGUGAUGAAGCAAGCAUAGAUGAGGAUCUGACCACAGGUGAAGAUGAUGAAGAACGACGAGAAGAUGCUGAAGAAUCAUCGAAGCGAAAGAAGAUUUGCACAGACAAGAAGGCAGAUCACAUGGAGGAUGGAGAAGAGUCCGAAGAGCCGAACACGGCGACAAGCCGAGCAAAGAAGGCAGAUCAGAAGGAGGAUUCAGAAGAGUCUGACAGAGAAGAGCCGAAGAUGACGACAAGCCGAUCAAAGAAAGGAGAUCAAAAGGAGGAUGAAGAAGAGUCUGACAGAGAAGAGCCGAAGAUGACGACAAGCCGAUCAAAGAAAGGAGAUCAAAAGGAGGAUGAAGAAGAGUCUGAGGGAGAAGAGCCGGAAUCAACGAAGAUGAAAACUGAUGAAGAUCAGAAGGAGGAUGCAGAUCAACAGGAGGAUGACUCAGAGUCUGAAGGAGGAGACGAAGAGGAGGAGGAGGAGGACGAAGAGUCUGACAGUGACGAGAGUGAAGAGCCGACGAUGAAGAAACGCAAGCCCCAGAAAAGACCCAGAGAGACGGCGAUGACUGAAGGAAAGAAACCUGCUGAGAAGAAAAAGAAGACCGAGGAUAAGAGCAAGCCUGAGGACCAUGUGAUCAAAGAGGGGCCAACUUUGAAAGAUGAGUUUCACAAGUACUUGAAAGAAAUCAUGGCUGACUUGCGGGAGAAGAACCCAGAUUGGACUGGACGACAAGUUCUCGCAGAAGCCAGGUGGAAGACGCAUCCCGUGCGCUUGAACAGCAUCAAGAACAUGAAUGCCUCGGAACGUUCACGUCGCAGGGUGACCAAAGCUGACAUUGCAGUCGCCGAAGCAACAACAUAG
This is a messenger RNA of Cladocopium goreaui, 2184 nucleotides long. The record is from the annotation of a GenBank genome assembly. NCBI's taxonomy places the organism in Eukaryota, Dinophyceae, Suessiales, Symbiodiniaceae.